This is a messenger RNA of Bombina bombina (fire-bellied toad), 1924 nucleotides long. RefSeq names its product oocyte zinc finger protein XlCOF26-like. The transcript is spliced from 4 exons. NCBI's taxonomy places the organism in Eukaryota, Metazoa, Chordata, Amphibia, Anura, Bombinatoridae. Gene Ontology annotation, cellular component: transcription regulator complex; PcG protein complex. Gene Ontology annotation, molecular function: DNA-binding transcription factor activity, RNA polymerase II-specific; RNA polymerase II cis-regulatory region sequence-specific DNA binding. The record is from RefSeq and is a predicted model, not a curated record. Gene Ontology annotation, biological process: regulation of transcription by RNA polymerase II. The coding region runs from base 656 to 1000 and encodes 114 amino acids.
CCUGUGCAGCUGCUGCUGGGUUUUUCAUGGACUUGGUGCUGAUGAACGCUCACUCCUGGAGAGGGCACUAUCGUUCUGUGAUAAGACAUGUUUAGAGCACUGAGAGAUAUCAGGUGAUUGAUGUAACUGGAGUGAAUAAGGGAACCUUCUUCCUGAGCACAGACAUUGGAGUCUGUUAUCAGCAUGAACUCAUAUGUGUUAGACAAACAUGUGAAUAGUUCAUAUCCCUCCUUCACUACAGGAAGCAUCAGAAUGAUACCGCAAACUCCAAUAGUCUUAGACACCAAUGACUAUUCACAAACAUUGGGGAUAUCACAGCACAUAUAUAAAAGAGAUGUUGAAUUGGCAGGAACUGGGCAGCAAUCAUUAUGUACAGAGAGUAAUUUAGUCAUCAAACAAGAGGACAACAUUUAUGCCUUGUCUAGUAAAAUUAUUAUCCCCGAGGAUAAACCACACACAUUCACUCAGUUUUCAAAACAUAUUAAAGAAGGGAAAAGUCUACAGUCUAGCCAAAUGAUUCAUACAAAGGAGAAACCUUUCAAAUCUACAGAAUGUGAGGAAAGCUUUAGAUGGAAGUCUCCUCUACUAGAACACUACAAAAUUCACACAGGUGAGAAACCACACACGUCCUGAGUGCGGCAAUUGGUUUAAAAAAAUGGAUAAUCUGAAAACGCAUGAAAGGUUUCACACAGGAGAAAAGCCUUUCACAUGUACAGAGUGUGGAAAAAGUUUUACACAAAAGAGUGAUAUGAAAAAGCAUGAAAGGAUUCACACAGGAGAAAAGCUUUUCACAUGUACAAAGUGUGGAAAAAGUUUUACACAAAAGAGUGAUCUGAGAAGACAUGAAAGGAUUCACACAGGAGAAAAGCCGUUCACAUGUACAGAGUGUGGAGAAAGUUUUACACAAAUGGUUUGUCUGAAAUAUCAUGAAAGGAGUCACACAGGGGAAAAGCCGUUCACAUGUACAGAGUGUGGAAAAAAGUUAUAUACAAAAGAGUGAUCUGAAAAAGCAUGAAAGGAUUCACACAGGAGAAAAGCCUUUCACAUGUACAGAGUGUGGAAAAAAGUUAUAUACAAAAGAGUGAUAUGAAAAAGCAUGAAAGGAUUCACACAGGAGAAAAGCUUUUCACAUGUACAAAGUGUGGAAAAAGUUUUACACAAAAGAGUGCUCUAAAAAAACAUGAAAGGAUUCACACAGGAGAAAAGUCAUUCACAUGUACAGAGUGUGGAAAAAGUUUUACACAAAUGGAUUGUCUGAAAAAUCAUGAAAAGAGUCACACAGGGGAAAAGCCUUUCCCUUGUACAUAGUGUGGAAAAAGUUUUACACAAAUGAGUAAUCUGAAAUAUGAAAGGAUUCACACAGGGGAAAAGCCGUUCACAUGUACAGAGUGCGGAAAAAGUUUUACACAUAUGAGUAAUCUGAAAACUUAUGAAAGGAUCCACAAGGGAAGAAACCUUUCACAUGUGUAGAAAGUAGAAUUUUUUUUUUUUUAUUAAAGUCAGGUUUCACAAAACACCACAUAUUUAUACACAAAUAAACUUUAUAUACACAGUGUACAAACCUUUUUUACAAUUAUUCUAAAGAGGACAAACUUUAUAAAUAGAAGCAUCAAAAAGGAUGUUAUUGUAAAUAAUAUUUACUAAAUCCCAGUUAUAAAAGCCCCAGAUUGGAAGUGCUCUCCUGCUGUCCUUUGUUCCUCUAUAUAUGUACACCUCAGUUUCUGUCAUAUCAAUGUGAUAUAAUUCAAACACCACACAGGAAUAUACAGAUCUAUCCCCAUACUGACCAGUUUACACAACCAUUCACCACCAAAGUACCCCCAGUGUUGCAUAUUAAUAUGCCAGUGUUAGGAGUUGUAUGUUUGAUUUACAUAGGGGAGAAAAUAAUUACAUUUACAGAAUAAAGGAGUCUUUAUAUGAAUAA